Chaetomium strumarium is the source of this 2898-nucleotide messenger RNA. Its product is annotated as putative xylan 1,4-beta-Xylosidase. The record is from RefSeq and is a predicted model, not a curated record. Gene Ontology annotation, cellular component: plant-type cell wall. Gene Ontology annotation, molecular function: alpha-L-arabinofuranosidase activity; xylan 1,4-beta-xylosidase activity. The coding region runs from base 190 to 2652 and encodes 820 amino acids. Lineage: Eukaryota; Fungi; Ascomycota; Sordariomycetes; Sordariales; Chaetomiaceae. The transcript is spliced from 2 exons. Gene Ontology annotation, biological process: arabinan catabolic process; xylan catabolic process.
GAAGCGAUGUUUGUAAUGUCGAUCGACGAUCAUAGCCUCGACAAGCGUUGACUAGUACCUAGAUGUCAUUGACGGCCCCGAGGCGCCCGGCCGGAGGACUAUAUGAGGGAGCGUCGCGCCGUGUGAAAGGCGCACCUCACAGACACUCCAGGAGCCAUCGUCCUGUAAAGCCCCUUUCAUCCAAGGAUCAUGCCGCGGGCGGCUCUCUUACUCAGCAGCGUAGCUGCCACCGUCCCCGGGGUCUUCGCCCUGGGUUUUAGCUUCCCAGACUGUGUCUCCGGACCUCUCGCAAACAACUCGGUCUGCGAUGCCUCCCUCGACCCCUUGACCCGCGCCAAGGCGCUCGUUAAAGUGAUGGCCAUCCAGGAGAAGAUCAACAACACUGGCAGCACGAGCCCGGGUGUUCCCCGCCUUGGCCUUCCUGCAUACACCUGGUGGCAAGAGGCUCUCCACGGGGUGGCAUCCUCUCCCGGCGUCAACUUCUCGGCCGAGGGGGACUACAGCUACGCCACGUCGUUCCCGCAGCCCAUCCUCAUGGGGGCCGCUUUCGACGACGAACUCAUCCAUGCCGUCGCAACGGUCGUCAGCACUGAGGCACGCGCCUUCAACAACGAUGGCCGCGCCGGGCUCGACUUCUGGACGCCCAACAUCAACCCCUUCCGCGACCCGCGCUGGGGCCGCGGCCAGGAGACGCCCGGCGAGGACCCGUUCCACCUGAGCUCGUACGUGCACGCGCUGAUCGACGGCCUGGAGGGCGGCGACGACGAGGGCAAGUACAAGCGGAUCGUGGCCACGUGCAAGCACUUCGUUGGCUACGACAUGGAGUCGUGGAACGGCAACCUCCGGUACCAGUGGGACGCGCCGAUCAACAUGCAGGACAUGGUGGAGUACUACAUGCCGCCGUUCCGGACCUGCGCGCGCGACGCCAACGUCGGCGCCUUCAUGUGCUCGUACAACGCCGUCAAUGGCGUGCCGACGUGCGCCGACCCCUGGCUGCUCAAUGACGUCCUGCGCGAGCACUGGGGCUGGACCAGCGAGCAACAGUGGGUGACAAGCGACUGCGACGCCGUGCAGAACGUCUACCUGCCGCACGAGUGGGCCAAGACCAGGGAGGAGGCCGCCGCGCUGUCGCUCAUCGCCGGCACCGACGUCAACUGCGGCACCUACUACCAGAACCACCUCCCGGCUGCGUACGAGCAGGGGCUGAUCAACGACUCGGUCGUCGACCAGGCCCUGAUCCGCCAGUAUUCGUCGCUCAUCCGGCUGGGCUACUUCGACGCUCCGGAGAAGCAGCCCUACCGGCAACUGAACUUCUCCAGCGUCAGCACGCCCCACGCCCAGCAGCUCGCCUACCAGGCCGCGGUCGAGGGCAUCGUCCUGCUCAAGAACGACGGCGGCAUGCUGCCCCUGGACCUGAGCGGCAACAAGAGCAUCGCGCUCAUCGGCGACUGGGCCAACGCCACGGCGCAGAUGCAGGGCAACUACUUCGGCCAGCCGCCCUACCUGCACUCGCCGCUGCACGCCGCCCAGCAGCUGACCACCGUGUACUACGCCAACGGGCCCGGCGGGCAGGGCGACCCGACCACGGACCAUUGGCUGCCCGUGUGGGACGCGGCCGCCAAGGCCGACGUGAUCAUCUACGUGGGCGGGAUCGACAACAGCGUCGAGUCCGAGGGGCUCGACCGCGACUCGAUCGCCUGGACGGGCGCCCAGCUCGACGUGAUCGGGCAGCUGGCCCUGUAUGGCAAGCCGAUGGCCGUCGUGCAGAUGGGCGGAGGGCAGAUCGACUCCAGCCCGAUCAAGCACAACGCCAACGUCAGCGCCCUGCUGUGGGCCGGGUAUCCGGGCCAGGACGGCGGGACGGCGAUCAUGGAUGUCAUUACGGGCAAGGUGGCGCCCGCAGGACGCAUGCCGAUUACCCAGUACCCGGCCGCGUAUGUCGCGCAGGUGCCGAUGACCGAUAUGGCGCUGCGGCCGGGGAAGAACAGUCCCGGGCGGACGUAUAAGUGGUAUAAUGGUACUGCGGUGUAUCCGUUUGGGUAUGGCCUGCAUUAUACCAACUUCACUGCUGAGCUUGGCGCCACGAGCGGGCUUCUCCAGGUCAAUGCCAACAACGGCAAUGGCAACGCCACAUUCCAGAUCGCGGACCUCGUCGCCGCAUGCAAAGCCAACUUGAACUCCACGUACAAGUACAUGGAUAAAUGCCCCAUCGCCACCCUCCCCUUACAGCUGCACAACACCGGGAAAGUCCAGUCCGACUAUGUCGCGCUGCUCUUCCUCUCCGGCACCUUCGGCCCGCCGCCACACCCGCACAAAUCCCUGGUCGCCUACGCCCGCGCACACGCCGUCGCACCCGGUGAGGCGGCCACCGUCACGCUGGACCUGACGCUGGGCAGUCUGGCGAGGGUCGAUGAGAAGGGCAACACGGUGCUCUACCCGGGCAGGUUCAAGUUGAUGGUGGAUUUGGAGCCCGGGUUGGCCGGGGUGGAGUUUACGCUGGCUGGGGACGGGAAGGGGGUCGUGUUGGAUGAGUGGCCGCAGCCGCCCGAGGAGAGGAAGAGGAGGGGGAAGGGGGUGGACUGGGUUGGGGAGGGGUACUUCGUUGGGGGUUAUGGUAGUGAGGAGGGAGAAAAGCAGAAGAAGGUUCAGUGAGUUAGGUGUUGAGGAAGAGGAGGUGAAGAGAGGGGUUAGUGAUAUGGGAUUGAGGUAGUACUAGUAGUACUACGUAAUGUGGUGGUAGCAGUUGCACAUGCCAAAAACGGGGAAGAUGCUCAUAGCCAAGCUGUUGUUGAUUUUGCGGUUGCCGUUCGACGGUCACCUAUGACCUAACGGGCUAGCCAGGCGUGAAUGGCCGGAUAAAUCGUUGGCGCCUUCGGUCUAGCCGAGUGUGAUAUUCUU